Messenger RNA from Chaetomium globosum CBS 148.51, 1401 nucleotides. RefSeq lists its product as uncharacterized. The record is from RefSeq and is a predicted model, not a curated record. NCBI's taxonomy places the organism in Eukaryota, Fungi, Ascomycota, Sordariomycetes, Sordariales, Chaetomiaceae. The transcript has 3 exons. The coding region runs from base 1 to 1401 and encodes 466 amino acids.
AUGGCGCCUCUACUAUCAACGCUGCUUCUCUUGGGGGCCGCCGCCUCUCCGGCACGGGCAUCGAUUGCGGCUUGGUGGACCGAGGUCGGGCCCCAAAUCAUUCUGCAGAAUACGACCACGAACCAGAUCCGCUACAGCGCUUGCAACAGCCGUGGCCAGGCCAAGUACUCGUACACUGACGCUAGUGUAUUCUCACUCAAGUACAAACCCAAGGUCGGCACCCCGGUGACAGGGGUAGGAUGGUACAACAAGAAGGAGACCGAGGCCUCGAUCUGGUAUAUCACUGAACAAAACACGGUUGCUAACGGCCUCUUCAUCUGCAAUGACAACACCGGCCGGUUUGAGCCGCAGGAAGAAGGAAACUGGGUCAUCAGCCCUGAUACGGCUACAAUCCACUCUAACACGGGGCUCGCUUCCGUUGUUCUUGGCCAGGAUACCGGCUAUCGCGUAUACUACCACGACAGCGACGGCGCCAUCAAUGAACUUCACUACACACGCGAUACCGGCUGGGAACACCGGGGUAUCAUUUCCCAGGACAUAAAUUCCCUACCUGGGCUGGGCGUAGCCUUUAGUGGCAAGGGGAAUAUCACCGUUGCCGCACCUCGCGAUGACCAGAACAUCGCCGUGACUCGGUGGAAUAGUGAUGAGACCUGGUUCCGAACAACCCUGCCGCGCCCGUUGGAUGGCGGCUUCGUGAACGGCGAGACCAUCAGAGCCGAUAUCGCUCUGAAUGAGACGGCCGAGACAAACUUUACACUCCAGGCAUGGGACGGCAAGACCAAAAACAUUGGAGUCAGCAUCGACAACGCCUAUACACGUUCCUUAUGGUACAUCGGAAAUGAUCGCAAUCUGUAUACCGUGGCCAACCAGAACUAUACCUGGAACAAACGAGCCAGCCAAUCCAAUGCUUACUGGCCGCAGGCCGACGAGCCGAACGCCGAGCUCGCCGUUGCCUACGAAUUCAAGUCCAGUAUGGUGCGGCUCUACUACACGGUGAACGGACAGAUCAGCGAGAUCACGUACGAGGACAAGACUUGGAAGGCCUGGUCCGCCCUCGAAGCUCCCCCGCCCCCUCAGGCCACACAGUCCACGACACCGUCCGCCACAAACACAGCAGUUGCAUCGGAUACUGGGCUCUCCACCGGCGCAAAGGCGGGCAUCGGGGUUGGCGUCUCGCUUGGCGUCAUCGCCCUCGGCGCCAUCAUUGCCGUUGUCGUUCUUGCGCGGAAAAGGAAGCAGCAGGCUUUGCUGCAGCACCCAGAGGAUGCUGAUGAGGGUUCUACUACCAUCGGCGGCGACACACCCGCGCCGUCCUACGGCUCACCGGCCCUUGCCCGUGCUUCCGCCGCGCAAUAUGAGCAGUAUGGAUGGGACCAGAAGGAGGCGCCGACCCACCCAUAA